Molecule: messenger RNA, 576 nt
Organism: Puccinia triticina
Lineage: Eukaryota; Fungi; Basidiomycota; Pucciniomycetes; Pucciniales; Pucciniaceae
Exons: 4
Coding region: 1-576 (191 amino acids)
Source: RefSeq, a predicted model, not a curated record
AUGGCCACCGACCAACCAUAUCCUGCCGAGGCCGAGCAGCCGGACGACGAACCGGCACCGGCACUCGACCGGCGCAUCGGACUGCUCGAGUGUGUCUUCGCCGGGGCCCUACCGGGCUCGGAGUCAUUCGCGAACCGCCUGUCGAGCAAGGCUGCAAGCAAGAAGUCCAUGGCCAUCCGUCUUGAACGUCUCCUGAGCUCACUGUCUACCAUCCUCGACUCCAAGCCUAACGAAGCCAUCCGUCGAUUCGUCCAAAGCUCCUGGUCUUCGGAGCCCGGGAUUGUCCAGCUGGAACGGGACCUGCGGGAGAUCGAGCUGCUCGACACUCGGGGCUUCGUAGGCGUCGGGAAGCUUGCUGAUGGUGAUUGGUCCAAGGAAGAGCUCGCUACAACUGUCGCUGGCCCUCUCCAGGAAUCCAGCGCGAAAAUCGACGACAUCAAACAGACAGCCACAACGCUCUUGUCAAGUUACGAUUCUGAUGUCAACGCGCUCUCGGAGAUCUUUGCCUCCUGGGACUCUAUCUUGACUACCCUAGAGAAAGACGUCCACAAACUCCAAAUCGCCAAAGCCCCGUGA